AAACAAGUGUGAAGAACGGAAUUUUUCGUUGUAGUGAUAAUAUUUAUUCUACUCGCAUUAAAUUGUCUGCGGACAUUCUAAUGAUUGUUCGCAAAAGAGGGUCCUUUUCGAUGGAGAUAAUUCUUAUGGAGACCAUUCUGUGUGCGGCGAGACCGCGCGACCUUGAUCAAGGCGCCUCGUUUCAGGGUCUAGGUCUCGAGACAUAUCGCUGCAACGACCGCGAUCGACCCGCGAUCGAGAUCGCGCUUCGCGAGGAACAGCAAAAGAAAAGAGUGGGAGAGAGAGGUGGAGACCGAUCAGAGGAAGCCGAGCGAGAAAGAGAGAUCGAGAAAAUGACCCCCACUCGCGGCAAUGAGGAAAUAGAGGGGCGCUCUUAUAAAGACUAUGCCUACAGCCCUGUACCAGUGAGUUCCCCUUCGACGGUGAAUGAUACACCCCCAGUCAGAGAAUCAGUGGAAUUGGACAUACGGAGGACGUCGUUACGCACCAACGGUCAUAGUGGUCCCGAAGAUAUGACAGAGAAGGGUUCCAAACGCAUUCAGAUCGUGGCUGCUGCGACGGCUAGUCUAUCCGUCGUCGCAACUGGUGCGAUGAUGGGAUGGACGAGUCCAGUUCUUCCUUAUUUGGAGAAGGAUGGUGGACCUUUGGAAUCGCCGAUCAGUAGCGAACAGAGUUCCUGGAUAGGAUCUCUGAUGGCCCUCAGUGCUAUUUUCGGCAGCUUCGUGGCAGGAUAUCUCGGAGAAAAAUUGGGCCCCAAACGAGCAUUGCUGUCUUGCCUGGUGCCGUAUUUAAUUGGAUGGAUACUUGUCGCCUCUGCAAGUCAUGUGGCUCAGCUUUAUGUUGCUCGAUUAGUACUUGGAUUGGCUCUGUCUAUCGUAUUCACGAUCAUCCCUAUAUAUAAUGGGGAAAUAGCCGAGGUGUCUAUCAGGGGAGCAUUGGGCUCUUUCCUUCAACUCUUUAUCACGAUCGGUUUUUUAUAUGCCUAUGCUAUUGGGCCGUAUGUUAGUUACACAGUUUUUUGGAUUCUCUGUAUCCUCUUACCGAUAAUCUUCUUCAUCUCCUUUUUUUUUAUGCCGGAGUCUCCAUACUUUCUCCUCCGUCGGGGCCGUAAAGAUGAAGCGAUUGCAUCUCUGGUGAAACUCCGAAGCAAAUCCGAAGCUGCCGUUCAGAAGGAGGCCGAUGAAAUACAGAUGAUACUUGAUGAGGCUUUCAAGAAUCAAGUUAGCAUCUUAGAUCUAUUCAAGGUGAAGGUGAACAUCAAGGCACUGGGCCAUACUUGUGCCUUGGUUUCCUUUCAACAAUUUACCGGUAUCAAUGUCGUGCUGUUCUAUCUACAAAAUAUUUUCAUUGCUGCUGGAGGCAGCAUCUCAACAGAUGUAGCACCGAUUAUCAUCGGAGUGGUGCAAAUAUUAGCGUCAGCAGUAACACCCGUAGUUGUCGAUAGAUCAGGUAGAAGGAUGCUUCUCGUCAUCUCCGGCAUCGGAGAGACAGUCAGUUUGUGUGCUAUGGGCUUAUAUUUCUACCUGAAGGAAGUACAGCACGCGGAUGACGUAGUGGAACAGAUAUCCUGGUUGCCGAUAGUCUCGCUAGUCAUCUUUAUCGCCACAUACUGCGUGGGCUGGGGUCCUCUUCCGUGGGCAGUGAUGGGCGAAAUGUUCGAUCCGAACGUUAAGGCCAAGGCUUCCGGUAUAACGGUUUCCGUCUGCUGGUUCUUGGCCUUCCUCCUUACCAAGUUCGUUAGUAACAUCGAGCAAGCAUUAGGCAAUUACGCAUCCUUCUGGAUGUUCGCAGGAUUCUGUUUAGUUAGUGUCCUUUACACGAUAUUUUUGCUGCCCGAAACGAAAGGCAAGACUCUUCAGCAAAUCCAGGAUGAGCUCAACGGAGUAACUUCAACCGUAAAUGUCGAGAAUGGUAAAAAGUGAGACGGGAGCAGUCGGGUUCGAUUAUCUUGAUGUACAUGCUGAACUCGAUGAAUUCAUCAACACUUUUAAGAGAUUAAAUAUUUUUAAAAAAUAUGUAAAGUUUUACAUUUUUAUGACAUCUAUAUAGGAAUUGGAUAUAAAGAAGGAGAUUCAAAUCAUCAGAAAUGCGGAUAAUAUAUGUAUCUCAUCUACUGCCAAAUUUACACAGAUAUAGAUAAUAUGGGUGAAAAAGAAAUAUUUUUAAGCAAUCACCGCAUGAUGAUCUAAUAAUUUAAAUAAAAUGUUCAGAUA
This is a messenger RNA of Atta colombica, 2213 nucleotides long. RefSeq names its product solute carrier family 2, facilitated glucose transporter member 8-like. The coding region runs from base 81 to 1922 and encodes 613 amino acids. Gene Ontology annotation, biological process: carbohydrate transport; transmembrane transport. Gene Ontology annotation, cellular component: membrane. The transcript has 7 exons. The record is from RefSeq and is a predicted model, not a curated record. NCBI's taxonomy places the organism in Eukaryota, Metazoa, Arthropoda, Insecta, Hymenoptera, Formicidae. Gene Ontology annotation, molecular function: sugar transmembrane transporter activity.